CUGGAAGUACAUUUUGAAGCGUGCUUUUACUUUACUAAUGUUUUGAAUGCAGGACUUUUUCUUGUAGUGAAAUGUUUUCACAUUUUGUACUUACGUCCUUUAUCGCUACAAACACCAGUGAAGGAAAUCUACAAAAGAAAGAAGAGAAAGAAAAAAGAGGACAUAAUUCUGUAAAGAAACACAUAAAUCUUUUGGGAUGAUAUCAGCUGAACGGAAGAGUUGUUAAUCAUGAUGAAUGUGAUCCGUGCGUGAUUUCGAGCAGACGUGAGUGCGUUCAAAGUGAGCCCAUCGUCCACGCAUCCGUCAUCGCGCUGCUCCAGAUGUGAACGCGAGUCGUCACGAGAGCCAACACUGAACCGCAGCACCGAGCGCAGGACUACACAAGAUGUCUGCUGAGCUCUACUCUGCGAGCUCUAACAAUGCGAGUCUUCAAGGCACCACAGUAGGAGGCAGCAAACCUUUACACCGCUUCAUUAAGGGGCAACCCAAGAUAACUGGCAUCAUUGUGCUGGUUUUGGGCUCAUCUUUCGUAACCAUUUCCAUCGCUAUCAUGCGAGACUCUGUUAAUCACAUAUGGGCAGUUAUCCCACCUGGCUUCCUGCUGGGAGCUCUGUUCAUCAUAUGUGGGAUUCUGUACAUUGUGACAGAGCACAACCCGACCAAGAAAACAGUAACCAUAUCAUUGGCUCUGAGUAUUGUGGGCCUACUGGUGGCAUGUUGGACUAUCCUGCACAUCGCACCCAACAUAGCACACAGCCACUACUACAGACGCUAUUACUAUCAUGAGUAUUUUAAUGACAAUGACACAGAGGACAAAGUCUUAUGGUCUUCACGUUAUGAGGCCAUGGGAGUGUCGAUGGAAGGGAUCUUCCUGUUCUACACCGUUUUGGCUGCAAUUAUUUUCAUUGUAAUGUCGAGUCUGGCAGGGGCCGCCCUACGUUCCACAAAGAGCCAGGCUGUUGUAGUGAUGACCACAACAGCGACUGAAACACCAGUUGAAUAACAAGGAGAAGUGUGAUUAACUGAACAGAGAAAUGAAAGAUGAAGCAUACAGUGACAGCAAAGUAUUUGUCUACAGGAUAUCCGGUAGCAUCUACAAAUCCUGCAUCCUGUUUCCUAAGCACUCCUAACUGGCAAAUUGUAUUUGUAUAUGUACACCAUGGUUUAAAAGUUUGGAAUCUGUUACACUGAUGUUAUUUUCUUCUUUUGUUAUUUUAGUAUAGAUUUUAACAUAGAUAAACACUGUAUAAUGUAGACACCAGAUGUAUUAUUUACUGUUGAAUUAGUUUUGGAAUUGAAAAACUCAGUUAUUAUUAUUUUUUAUUUUUUUUUCCUCUGUCCUGAAAAAACACAAGUGACCUAAGAUCACAACUGAACCACAACAGUUGUUGUAAUUGAGCUCUGAAUAAUUUGGGAAACCAUUUUUCUUUGGGCCCUCUGGACUCAGAGGUUAGACUGAAUACGUUCAAGCUGCAAUUUGUCAGUGCACAGUAUGCUCAAACCAUAUUUGUGGUCCAACUGCAAUACUGUUCACUCCAGAUGUUUAGUUUAAAGAACAGCUUUGUGAAAAUAACAUGACUGGCAUUAUAAAUAACAUUAUAGGCAUUAUUGUGCGCUUGACAUUGAAAAAGGAAACCCCUUCCUAAAAUCUGCACAGUCCAUUUUACCCUGUGUGUGGGUUGUUUUAAUUAAAAACUGUGAAAUCAGUUUAGGACAGGCUUGAGCUGGGAUAAGCUUGAUGCUGCGCUUUUAACAGUAAAGACACACCACUUCUUAAUAAGUGAGCCCAGGUGUUUAUGGUAUAUUCUUGUUAUAUAUCUGCCACUAUUAAAAAAACAAAACAAAACAAAA
Molecule: messenger RNA, 1851 nt
Organism: Scatophagus argus
Lineage: Eukaryota; Metazoa; Chordata; Actinopteri; Scatophagidae
Exons: 7
Coding region: 386-1003 (205 amino acids)
Cellular component (GO): membrane
Source: RefSeq, a predicted model, not a curated record